Gopherus evgoodei (Goodes thornscrub tortoise) is the source of this 1474-nucleotide messenger RNA. RefSeq names its product zinc finger protein RFP-like. Bases 14 to 1474 code for a protein of 486 amino acids. NCBI's taxonomy places the organism in Eukaryota, Metazoa, Chordata, Testudines, Testudinidae. The transcript has 7 exons. Gene Ontology annotation, molecular function: protein binding; zinc ion binding. The record is from RefSeq and is a predicted model, not a curated record.
CCCAGAGGGAGCCAUGGCCACAGACAACCCCGUGGAAAGUCUCCAGGAGGAAGCGACAUGUCCCGUCUGUCUGGAGUAUUUCACAGAACCUGUCACUCUGGAGUGUGGGCACAAUUUCUGCCGAGCCUGCAUCACCCAGUGCUGGGAAGGAUCCGAUACAGCCGCCUCCUGCCCUCAGUGCAGAGAAACUGUGCAGCAGAGAAACCUCAGGGCCAACAGGCAGCUGGCAAAUGUUGUAGAAAUCGCCAAACUGCUGAGUUUACAGGCAGCAAAGGGGGCCAGAGGGGAUGGGGUGUGUGAGAGACACCAGGAGACUCUGAAACUAUUCUGCGAAGAGGAUCAAACCCCAAUCUGUGUGGUGUGUGACAGAUCCCGGGCUCACCGCGCUCACACAGUGGUUCCCAUAGAGGAAGCUGCCCAGGAGUAUAAGGAAAAAAUCCAGGCCCAUUUGCGGACCCUGAGGGAAGAGAGAGAAAAGCUGCUGGGAUUUAAAGAGGCUGUAGAGAAGAGAAGCCAGGAGCAUCUGAAAGAGGCGGAAACAAAGAGGCAGAAGAUUGUGUCUGAAUUUCAGCGACUGCGGCAGUUCCUGGAGGAACAAGAGCGACUCCUGCUGGCCCAGCUGGACAAGCUGGAUGAGGAGAUUGUGAAGAUCCAGAAUGAAAAUGUCAGUAAACUCUCUGAGCAGAUUUCCCAUCUCAGUGAGCGGAUCAGUGACAUGGAGGGGAAGUGUCAGAAGCCAGCAAGUGAAUUCUUGCAGGAUGUCAGAAGCACCUUGAGCAGAUGUGAGAAGAGGAAGUUCCAGCAGGCAGUGGAGAUUUCUCCUGAACUGGAAGUGAGACUCAGUGGUUUAUCCCAGAAGACUAUUGCUGUAAUGGAGACUCUGAGGAAGUUCAAAGACACUCUGCCGUCUGCACUGGAAACACCAAGAGGGGAACCCCUCGGAGCACACAGACAGGUGAAUGUGACUCUGGAUCCAGACACGGCUCAUGCCAUCCUCAUCUUGUCUGAGGAUUGGAAAAGUGUGAGAUGGGGAGACAUGCGGCAGCGACUGCAAGACAACCCUGAAAGAUUUGACUCUGAUCCCUGUGUGCUGGGCUGUGAGGGAUUCACCUCGGGGAGACAUUGCUGGGAGGUGGAGGUGGGGGGUGGGCGAUUCUGGGCAGUGGGGGUGGCCAGAGAGUCUGUGAGGAGGAAGGGAGAGAUGAACUGUAACCCUAACGGGGGGAUCUGGGCUGUGCGGCGGUGGUGGGGUCAGUUCCGGGCUCUCACCUCCCCUGUGACCCCCCUACCCUUGAGCUGGGUCCCCAGCAGGAUCCGGGUUUGUCUGGACUGUGACCAGGGGCAGGUGACAUUUAUCAAUGCUGGUGAUGGGGCCCCGAUCUUCACUUUCCCGCCAGCCGCAUUCAGUAGGGAAAGAAUCCGACCCUGGCUACAGGUCUGGGACCCAGACACCUGGCUCAGACUGUAUCCUUGA